UCCUUGUCUGUCUUUAUUUUAGAGCACUGGAUUUUAUACUCUUGUGAAGUGUCAUUUUCAGACUAAAGAGUCGUUGGAGGUGUUGUCGCCUGGUCGCCGUUUCGUCCCGAUCCCAGUCCGAUUCUCAGUACCACAGAGAGCUCUACUGCGCCUGCGCCGGGAUGGUGCGCGCUUAUAAAAGCCCGGCGCGAAGCUCACGUCUGAAUAAAAAACUGAGGCUACUGCAGGGGUCUCAUGUGAACGGAGUUGCUCAUCCGAAACAGAAAUCGCUCCAGUGGAACGAGGUGGCUGACUUUGGAAGUCCUUCUUUUCACCGCUGUUAGGGAUUUUAAAGCUCGGUGGAUGUGUUUGCAAUGAACUGUAGCCAGCGCCCUCCCGAGGGGGACAUGACCCCAGAGCAGAACGGGUCGAGGAACCAAAGCCUGCAAGACUGGUUACAGCUGCUGUCUCAGGACGAGUCGGAGAUGCACGGCGAUGGUUCCAGAGCCACGCGUGUCCUGAUCGCGACGGUGUACUGUGUUGUGUGCGCCCUGGGACUGGUGGGCAACCUCCUGGCACUUCAUCUACUGCGAUCAAGACAUGCCCGGCAGCAGUCCACGGUCAACGUGCUCGUCAUGGGUUUGACCAUCACGGACCUCCAGUUUGUUUUAACCCUGCCCUUCUGGGCGGUCGACACUGCAAUGGACUUCAGGUGGCCCUUCGGUAAAGUGAUGUGCAAGUUGGUCAGCUCGGUGACAACCAUGAACAUGUAUGCCAGCGUAUUUUUCCUCACAGCUAUGAGUGUCACCCGUUACUGUUCGGUGACUUCAUCGGUAAAAAUGAGCAGACGUUCCCAUGGCUGUUCUGCCAAGUGGGUCAGCUUCUUUAUCUGGUCUAGCGCUUUGCUAGCCACCUUACCUCACGCCAUCUUCUCUACCACCGUCAAGGUGACCGACGAGGAGCUAUGUCUCGUGCGUUUUCCAGACUCCAGUUGGGACCCGCAGCUGCUGCUUGGACUUUAUCAAACCCAGAAGGUUCUUCUUGGCUUCGUCCUUCCUCUCAUCACGAUCUCGGUGUGCUACAUCCUCUUGUUGCGCUUCAUCAUCAGCAAACGAGUUGGAGACGUCAGCGGCGACCACAGCCACGACAAGCGCCGCUCUAAGGUCACCAAAUCCGUCACCAUCGUGGUGCUUGCCUUUUUCAUCUGUUGGCUCCCAAAUCAAGCACUCACCAUGUGGGGCGUUUUCAUUAAGUUUGAUAUCGUUCCGUUCAGCAAGGCUUUUUAUAACGCCCAGGCGUACGCCUUUCCCUUGACAGUAUGCCUCGCUCACACCAACAGCUGCUUGAACCCUGUCCUGUACUGCUUGAUCCGCCGGGAAUUCAGGGCUGCGCUCCGGGACAUACUGCUGCGUCUGGCACCUUCCUGGAAUAUCCGUCUGCCCGCCAUCACCCCCAAGACGAGCGCAUCCGUGGCUCCGGGCGUCAUCCAGACGAGCGUGAGGAGCACAGCGGGCUUGUGCUGCCGGUAGGAGGGCGAGCGGAGGAGGCAGGCAGGCAGGCAGAGUCUGGAAUACUUGAAGGGCUACUCAGGGACUUCUUAUUCUGGGAGACUGCUUUG
Erpetoichthys calabaricus (reedfish) is the source of this 1597-nucleotide messenger RNA. RefSeq names its product relaxin-3 receptor 1-like. The coding region runs from base 354 to 1508 and encodes 384 amino acids. Lineage: Eukaryota; Metazoa; Chordata; Cladistia; Polypteriformes; Polypteridae. Gene Ontology annotation, cellular component: membrane. Gene Ontology annotation, biological process: immune response; G protein-coupled receptor signaling pathway. Gene Ontology annotation, molecular function: G protein-coupled receptor activity. The transcript has a single exon. The record is from RefSeq and is a predicted model, not a curated record.